Molecule: messenger RNA, 289 nt
Organism: Racocetra persica
Lineage: Eukaryota; Fungi; Glomeromycota; Glomeromycetes; Diversisporales; Gigasporaceae
Source: the annotation of a GenBank genome assembly
UCAUACAAGAUGACGAUAUUGAAAUUAUUGGCACCACUGCCGAAGCACCACAAGUUUUUAAUAAAUUUGUUACCAAUAUAAUUGGUGAUGAAACCAAUUCUAAUUUAAUACGUGAAGAAUCUCAAAUUAUUUUGGCCAACGAUAUUUGGAAUAUUGACAUAACAGAGGAGUUUCAGGAAUCUAAUAGUCAAGUAUUGCAUGCUGAUGACGAAUCAUAUAAUAGCUGGGAUAUUAAUGAAGACAUUAAUGAGUCGGAUAAUGACAGUUGGAAUACUGAUAAAAUAGAUGA